This is a messenger RNA of Elaeis guineensis (African oil palm), 1805 nucleotides long. Its product is annotated as trigger factor-like protein TIG, Chloroplastic. The record is from RefSeq and is a predicted model, not a curated record. Gene Ontology annotation, biological process: protein unfolding; 'de novo' cotranslational protein folding; protein transport. Gene Ontology annotation, molecular function: protein folding chaperone; peptidyl-prolyl cis-trans isomerase activity; ribosome binding. Lineage: Eukaryota; Viridiplantae; Streptophyta; Magnoliopsida; Arecales; Arecaceae.
UUCGCCACUCCAAAAAAUCCAGAGAACAUUGUCAAAAAAAGAAAAAUCCGGGCACGAAGCCGCUUCUAUCCUUUUCCAGGAAAUGGAGCUCGUCGUUAACUCCGCUCUCCACCUCCUCCCCUCUCGCUCUCGCCCUUCGCUUCUCUCCUCUUCUUUUACCGAGUCGCCGUCGUCCAAGCAUCUGUUGCCCGCAUCCUCUCCCAAGCUCGCCUCUUCCCGCCAUUCCUUCCCGCGCGUCUCCUCCUCUCCCUCGCAAAAUUCGAGGCUGUUCGUUGUCUCCGCCAGCGCCCUCGAAGUCCAGCACGCGGAAAGGGAUCGGUUUCCGGCCGACGUCCGGGUCACGGAGACGAAAGAGCCCCGCUCCAGUGUUAGAUUAAGUGUAGAAGUCCCUCCUGCUUUAUGCCAGGAAUGUUACAGAAAAGUAUUAGAUGAGUUUGCCAGACGGUCAAAGGUUCCUGGAUUUCGCCCGGGGAAGAAAAUCCCAGAAAGCAUACUUGUUAACUACAUUGGUAGACAAAAUAUACAGCAGGCUGCUAUUGAAGCAAUUCUAAAGAAAACUCUUCCACAAACCAUGUCUUCGGUAGAGGGAAGGGCCUUAAAGGAUUCUGUUCGCAUUGGAACUAAGUUCUCAGAGAUGUAUGACACUUUCUCUCUCCAAGAUGUUCUAAGAUAUGAUGUUCUGGUCGAUGUGGCUCCUGAGAUCAAAUGGUUAUCGGAGAAUAAGUACAAGCAUAUGAAGAUUAUUGUUGAGAUAGACGAUAUCAUUAAUGCUCAAAAUGCUGCUGAAAUAGAGCUAAGACGCCGUCACAAGACUCUAGGAUCACUGAGAAUUGUUACUGAUGGAGGGUUGCAGAUUGGCGAUCUUGUUGUCCUUGAUAUCUUUGCAACAACUCUAAAAGGGGAUGAAUCUAAAGGUGAAACAAUUCCAUCUGCUGUGAGAAAAGGUUUUCACUUGGACACAGAAGAAAGUGAUAACCUUCUUCCUGGAUUUCUUGGUUCGAUAAUUGGAAUUCGACAAGGUGAAACAAGGUCGUUUCCACUUCAGUUUCCUGAAUCUUGGGGACAAGAAAACCUUCGAGGUGUUAAUGCUCAAUUUACUGUUGAAUGUAAAGAACUCUUCCACAGAAAUUUACCAGAACUGGAUGACUCUCUUUCUGAAAAGCUUCUUCCAGGAUGCACUACCUUAAGUCAGGUUCGAGAAAAAAUAUUUCAGAGAUGUAGAGAAAUGGAACAAACUGCCAUAGAUCAAGCAACAGAUAAUGCAAUAUUAGACCAAUUGACUAAGAUCGUUGAAGUUGAUAUUCCGCAGUCCUUGUUUGAGGAACAGGGCAGACAGCUAUAUGGAGCCAAACUUUUGCAGCUACAGGCAGGGAAGAAACUAAAUGAACUCCAACUAGCAUCUCUUUCAAGUGAAAAGGCAGUAAAUGAAUACCUUGAAAAUGAGAGGGAGAGUAUUACCAACAUAAUAAAACAGAUGUUAGCUGUUGGUGAGAUUUUCAAGGCUGAAAAUUUGCAGUACUCGACGGAGGAGCUUGUUAAAGAGGUUGAGAACUCUGUGGCGGAGUUCAAACGCCAUAACCAAGAAUACGAUGAAGAGCGUGUUAGAGAGCAGGUUCAAGACGUUCUAGAGGGAGCAAAGGUGCUGGAAUGGUUGAGAGAGAAUGCUGACAUCCAAUAUGUAAACAGGCUAGAGUCUUAGCAGAGUCAUCAACCAUAAAUCUGAUUCUUGUCAAGGCAUUUGAAAUUUUGUGAACUUUUCCUUCAAUGCAAAUAAAUGGUUUUUAAGCUGUUUGGAUCCACAUAAA